Necator americanus (New World hookworm) is the source of this 966-nucleotide messenger RNA. RefSeq lists its product as uncharacterized. The record is from RefSeq and is a predicted model, not a curated record. The transcript has 3 exons. NCBI's taxonomy places the organism in Eukaryota, Metazoa, Nematoda, Chromadorea, Rhabditida, Ancylostomatidae. The coding region runs from base 1 to 966 and encodes 321 amino acids.
AUGUUGGAUUACGGUGACGGUCUGGUCAACUUAUGUGAACAGACGGGCCUCAGCACAGCUUCCACGUUUAGGAGGAAUCAUCGACUCCGUCAGCUCACGUUUCAAGGGCCAAACCUUUUAAUGCCUGAAGAGUACAGCAGGCGGAAAAUGAGAACUCUCAUACUUAAUCCCGACUACAUUCCGGCGAGGAACAUUCCUCAGUCAGAUGUCCGAAAAUCUAGAGCUAUUUGGGGCGUCGCAUUCCACUCUGAUCACCGUCCAGUUCUUGUCAGCUUCAAGAUACAGUUCCACAACAGAAACCGAGGAGUUCCUCUUCAACCGAAAAUCGAUUUGGCAGGUCUAAAAGACGAAGACCAAAUUUCGCUUCAUGUUGGAGUACGUACCAGGAGAAAGCUCAGCGAUGCGGAUUUUUUCACAAAAUGCAUCCAGAACGCUGCAAGGGAAACGCUGGCGGUUCUGUUGCUGCGGAAGAAGUUAGCAUUUGCAUCUGCUGAAACAAAAUCCACGUAUAAUUCUGUAUGCGCCGUCCGCAGCACUGGCCAGGGAAAGCGAGUUUGGGAAGGAGUGGAAGGACAUGAGGACACGUGGAAAGCGAGUGCUUUAUUAAAACAGUACAGCGGGAAAAUGAAGAGAUGUUCUCCAGCGCUCAACACCGGCAAUGGAGCGGUUGUCGUUACCUUUCUUGUCUGUGAAGCCGCUUUCGACUCUCCUCAUCGAGGCCGUCUUCGCAACGCGCUCCGCGCCGAUGGAGUAACAGGAAAGCUCGUUUGCUUGCUUGAUGACAUGCAUGAACGAACAACUGCUGCAGUUCGAACACCAUGUACAACACCGUUUGAAGUGGUAACUCGAGUAAGACAAGGGACAGUUGGAGGACUCUUCCUGCUCAGUUUCACCAUCAACAACAUUAUGCGAAGAACAGUAGAUCAGUGUUCUGCCAAAAUCAUCCCAGCAUCAGGACGCCCCUGA